Messenger RNA from Scylla paramamosain (green mud crab), 2773 nucleotides. RefSeq names its product zinc finger protein 853-like. The record is from RefSeq and is a predicted model, not a curated record. Lineage: Eukaryota; Metazoa; Arthropoda; Malacostraca; Decapoda; Portunidae. Bases 386 to 2209 code for a protein of 607 amino acids. The transcript is spliced from 3 exons.
UGGUGGACUGGCAGUGGUGCCAGAACGUACAGGCAUUAGUAGCAGUGCCACGGUGACUCGGUGGAGCACUAGUGGUGGCACUCUCUGCUAGUCUCUGUCUCGUGCCUCCAUAUCCUUCCUCAUCACCUGCCAGCGGGUUUGCUCCUGAAUCCUUUAAUUUUAAGGCAUGGCAUCGUUGGACAAAACAUAAGAAACUAAGGACUAAACAACCUUUUCUAUUGAUUUAUUGAGUUGUUGCAGAGUCGAGGUAAUAUGUCAGAUGUCCUACAAAGGAACUAGAACGUUAAGAGGGAACAAGAGUGUUAUGUGCGCAUAAGUACAUAACUGUAUACUGUUGGUUUUACCACGCCCACCUGCCGAGCGGGUUGACAACCAACUGACCUUGAUGAGUGGAAGCGAGGACUGGACAGGGCAUGGCCACUCCCACCGGUCACGCCCUGUCCAGAGGUCACCCCGCUACGAGGAUCCCUGGCAGCCACGCGCCUCUCACGCCCCUACCCUUGUUCCUUCCGUCUCCACCACCCAACAGCCUGUCUCUCCAGGACUCCAGACAAGGACACCUUACUCCCUCUCUCCUGCAGCCCCCACAACCUCACGCUCUCUCUCCCCUCAUCCUCCACCCGAAACUUCUCAUGCCACCCUUUCUCCCCAGUCUCCGGAUAAACCUCGUUCCCUUUCUCCUCAACCUCGCUCACAAUUGCCAUCAGGAAGCGUCUUCUUUAAUACUAUCAAAGCCUCCAGAGAUAGAAAUAAACUCUUAGCGGAAACCAAUGCCCGUAGAAAUCCUUCAGAUGGCAAAUUGGACCUCGGCAAUGUUGUACUGUAUCUCCAAGGAUCUGUGGAUGCAGAGGAUAGCACUUUGGAUCCCCAGGUGGUUCAAAGACAUUGGCGGCAAAAGCAACUAAGAAGACAAGAAGUGCAAAAACAACAGGAAGAGCAGGAGAAAAGGAUUAAAGAACGAAGACAACAAAAACAACAAGAACAACAAAAAAUACAACAACACCAACAGCAACUCCAGCAACAAUUGCAACAUCUACAAAAUCAACAUUGGCAACAACAAAAAAAUCUUCAAAAGCAACAACAAAUGCAAGCAUCUGUCCUUAAGAAACAACAAGACAAUUUCCUUAGAGCACAACGGCAACCAAUCAACCAAAAGCUUCUCUACCAGCAGCAGGCUGUGAAACAACAACUGCUUCAGCAACACCAUGUCCAGCAGCAGCAACUUCUCUACUACCAAGGGCAGCAAGCCCACUCACUGCAACAACAGCUUUAUCAAGUUCAACAGCAACUCGUCAGCUUUCAGCAACAGGAGCUACAACUACAGGAGGAGGAGCGACAACUUCAAGAACAAAUGAAACAAGAAAAAUUAAGGCAGGAGGAGGAAGAGCGUCUUGAGGAAGAGAGGAAGGAGAAACUACGAAUAGAACAAGAACUUAAAAAACAACGUAAUUUACAAAAAGAAAACAAUAACGCUGACCAUUUUGCUAACAUUAACCAGCUCCUCGAUUAUGCGCUGUCCUCUAGUGAGCUGGAAGGUGAAACAACACAAGACGAGAUGCGUGCGGGGUAUUUGGAACAUGAGGAGAAGGAGGAAGAGGAGGAGGAGGAGGAGGAGCAUGAGAGGAUGAAAGAGAAUCAAGAUGAGAAAAAACAAAACAAUGAAAUAGCAUUAAUGUCUUCAUCACCCUCAUACUUAAAACCUGAAGCAAACGAAAAUCUGGAAGCAUGUGUAAGCAGAAUUCGAUCUUUCAGCUCCAGCAGCAUUGCACCUGAGGACAUCAGUGAUAAAUCUGAAUACACUAGACUCCGGCGGAAAUCUCUUGGACUUAGCAAGGGCCCAUCUGGACUGAAUCAUGGGCCUUCCCAGUUACACCUUGGACCAGCAGGUCACCAGAAAGGUCCAGGAAAUCUGAGUAAAGGUCCUGCCUUGCUAAAUAAAGGUCCUAAACAUUUGAGCAAAGGACCACUAGAAAUGCACAAAGGUCCAAGUUGUAUAAGUAAAGGUCCUGCCGAUAUCAAUCAAGGACCGUCUGAGAACACAUCAGGCCCCUCAGGGUUAGAUAAGGGACCUAGCAACCUCAACAAAGGCCCAUUAACAAGUACUGUCCAUCCUAGUUCCUAUAAAGGGCCUUCUUCAUUAGCCAAGGGACCAGCCAAUAAAAUACUGGGUCCAGCAAGUUCAAGAUUACCCACUGAACACAUCCACUAAGUGCCGUUGCGGCAAGUGGAUUAACGAAUACACUCCAAGGUCUUCAGAGUGCCUUCACACAAAUGUGAAGGGUGGUUUAGAAAUAUAAGUCACAUUUGCAUGCCUGUUUUGUUUAUAAUAUAGUGCAACAUUUACUAAUUAUACAUUCCAUAUUUAAGUAUAAUCAUGAUUGUAUAUGUUUCUUACAUUGUGGAGUAGUAAUAGUGUUCUACCACUAAAAUGUUGGGAGAAAACUAGUAUAUGCACAACUUGUAAUAUAAAUUUCACCAGCCUUUCCAAUCAAAUAAUGUUGAUAAAUGCUUGUAACAUAGUACAUAUAUUCACUGGCAACUCAGUGGUUGUAUUAAAAACUAAGUAUACCUCUGACGACUUUUGAGGGAUGGACUGUGGACGACAUCGAUAUUACUUCAGUGAAGAUUCCGUGUUACCAAGACAAUUAAGUGCCUCAAUUCUUAAUCAUCUAAAAGUGUAUAAGAUAAAAAAUGAAUAAAUAAAUAAAGCAAAAGCAAAUAUGAAAACCUGUUGAAGGUGCCUUCCCAGAAAUAAAUUUAUGCACAAAAUAUU